AUGGCCGGCCGAGGCGGGGCGCUCGCGCUCGUUGCGCUGUGCAUGCUCGAGGUCGCGCUGCGGGGCACCGGCGCCGCCGCCGGGGAGCGGCUCGUGCCGGCCAUGUUCGUGUUCGGAGACUCGACGGUGGACGUCGGCAACAACAACCUGCUGCCGGGCUGCAAGCCCGAGUGCAGGGCCAACUACCCGCGGUACGGCGUCGACUACCCCUCCCACGCGCCCACCGGCCGCUUCAGCAAUGGCUUCAACCUUGCUGACCAGAUAGCUCAAUUUCUUGGAUUCAACGAGAGCCCGCCUGCUUUCCGAUCCCUCCCGGCCGAGGGCAUCGUUCCACAGAUGAAAGGCGGCAUCAACUUUGCGUCGGGAGGGUCAGGGCUGCAGAACCAAACGGGCUGGCUUCCUCUGUUGUGCAGUGCGGAGGAGUCUACACUCUACAGCAUGGCCGACCAACUCGAGGAGUUCACGUCGGUCGUCAAGAUGAUGGGGGACAGCUCGUACGACCUCAUCUCCACAUCACUCUUCUUCCUCAGCGCCGGCAGCAACGACUUGUUCGAGUACGCCGAUGACAAGAGCCCUGACCCUCACCGCGACGACACCGCCUUCCUGAAAUGCCUCGUGGAUUCUUACAAGACCUACCUGCAGGAAUUGUACGCGGCCGGGGCGAGGAAGUUCAGCAUCGUCAGCCCGUCGCUGGUGGGGUGCUGCCCGUCGCAGAGGGCGGCCGCGCUGACACAUCACAACGGCUUGGACGAGCUCCAUUGCUUCGGCGCGGCCAACAACCUGUCCAGGCAGCUCUACCCGUUGCUGGCCUCGACGCUCCAGGGCCUCAGCCGUGAUCUGGACGGCAUGCACUACUCUAUCAGCGACUCCACAGGGAUGGCCGAGACGGUCUUCACACCCGGCGGCGCCAUUGGCUACAACCUGACGGUGCUGGACACGGCGUGCUGCGCCGGGUCAGGGCAGUUCGGGACGGGCGGGUGCAACGCCUCGGCCGUGCUCUGCCCCAACCGCGCCAACUUCGUGUUCUGGGACGGCUUCCACCCGACGGAAUAUGCGUCGAGUUUGGCCGCCUUCGUGCUCUUCAACGGCGGCGGGAAGUUCGUCGGCCCGAUCAACGUGGAGCAGCUGGCGGCGCUGUAG
Messenger RNA from Hordeum vulgare subsp. vulgare (domesticated barley), 1140 nucleotides. Its product is annotated as GDSL esterase/lipase At4g28780-like. The record is from RefSeq and is a predicted model, not a curated record. Gene Ontology annotation, molecular function: hydrolase activity, acting on ester bonds. Bases 1 to 1140 code for a protein of 379 amino acids. Lineage: Eukaryota; Viridiplantae; Streptophyta; Magnoliopsida; Poales; Poaceae. The transcript is spliced from 5 exons.